Caenorhabditis angaria is the source of this 1979-nucleotide messenger RNA. Lineage: Eukaryota; Metazoa; Nematoda; Chromadorea; Rhabditida; Rhabditidae. The record is from the annotation of a GenBank genome assembly.
AUGGGCUCAAGCGAUAUUGAGAAAAACAAAGUCGUCAUGCAGGAAAUAUUAUACGAAGUCAUCGAAAAAAGGUAUUGCAUGUUUGUAUUGCAGAUUUUAUAUUAAUCGGAGAGAAGGGGCCCUGGGGAAAUAUCAGAAAUCAAUCAAACAAAAAAUGUGUAAAUUUAAUUUUUUUUUAAAUAUAAAAUUUUUACAGCGAGUCAUAUAAAUUCAUCCGUAUGGCCGAUGAUCUACACGAUGUUGCCUCGUACCUAAAUGAUAUGCGCAUAUGCUUCAUUGCACUCACAGUAACCGGUGAGUUUUGGGAUAAAAAUAAUAUAUUAUGAUAAUAUUUAUCUAGUUAGAGUAACAUAAACAGCAUUGAACAUUGGGGUUUUCAAAUAUUGUCCUAUUUUUUUCAAUGUUUUUACAUUUUGGAACUCAAGUUAUCCGAACUUUCUUUUAAAGUCCGAAUCCUGCCAUGGUUUGAUGAUUCUGAACUGACAUGAGCCAAAGAUUCAGAAUAUCAAAUUUCAAAAAUCAAAAAUCUUUUGGUUUAAUUUGCAAUCGCAAUUUGCCAAGGUUCAAAGUUCAUGAAAAUGUUUUCUGUUCGUUAAAAAAAUUAUUCUCAAAACUCCAACUAACCAUUUUUCAGGUUAUAUCGUUCUUGUCAUAUAUCUAUUUGUAUUCUGCUUCCGUCGUAGUCGAAGGAAUCAACCGAGACGCAGAUAUGGCGAUUUUCAGGUAUUUAACUUACUCCCCUAUAUUACUAAUAUUACCCAAUAACCCCUUAUAAUCACAGAAAGUUCAGCUCGAAUCUCAACGUGAUUUCAACAACACAACUAAUUCGGGCGAUGAUAUGUUAACAACAGUUCGAACAGACACAAAUAGCAGUUAUAUGGGAAGGAAUCAUCAUAGGUAACAGAAGAAACCUUUUAGAAAACAUGAAUACAAACAAACCAAUUUUUUUACUCUCAAUCCCCAAAGCAAUCACAUUUUUAGUCACGUGUGAUGUGUGACAGACACCAAAUCAUUACAGUGUUUUUUUAUAGAGGACGAAUACGCCAGGAAAAGGUGACUGAUAUAUGUCAAAAUUCUCAUAUUAUACAUAUGUAUCAAUAAUCAUAAUUAGUUGGCUUUUUCUCUGACAUUCACGCUCACACCAUACUAUUUUUAGAGGAAUGUGUACAAUCUCACCCUUUUUUCAUCAACAUAUUGUUACCUUGUUGUGAUUUUUUAUUGGGAAAUCAACGCUUUUUCUAGCCGCACGCAACAUUUUUUUUUUUACAUUUUUUUCAAUAAUCACACACACUUAAAAGUAACAUUAUAUCACUUUUCAAACUUCACAUCACGAGGGAACUUUUUCAGAACAGGGAUGAAUUUGAUGGCAGCCUCCGAUGAGAAGGAGAUUUUUUGAAACAGAGUUAGGCAAAUCUUGCUACUCUAUAACUUGGCUCAAAGAUUGAAUUCAAUUCUUGAUCAACGUUAUCAUUAAAAUAUAGCUGCUAAAAAUCUUCAAAGUUUCAACCUUCACGAAAAAGUUCCCUUGAUUUUCAAAAAAACUCACAACAUUUAUAUAUUUCAUAUAUGUAUAGAAUAGAAAGCACGUAUGUCUCAAAAAAUCAAUAUACGUUAAUCCGGUGUUACAUUCGCUGAAAAAUAUGGUGUUUUUUAUCUAGGUCACAUCAGAAUACAGCGCCAACGUUCAUGCGGCACGGGCACAUGAACCAUCAGCAGACGACACGGCUCGUAGCGGACAACGACGGUUCGGCGGUUAGUUUUUUUGUAGUUUUUUUUCAAACGUCAAUUUUUACGAAAGCUUGUUGUUAUCAAUGUUUCUGUUAAUUUUAUAAAUAUUUUUUGAGUGAAUUGAAAAAAAAAACCAAAUAAAAUAUAAUUGUUUGCAGGUGAAACACCAAAUUCCACACAUUACAACGGAGGCGCCAACUGAAGAAAAAGCAAAAGUGCCCCAACUGGUUAAAGAUUCAAUCGAUGGAUAA